GCUGAUGUGGGAGAAUUCGCCAGCGAAUGUCAGCUGAAUGGUUACCAACCUUCGAAGGUUUGGAGAACAACCACAUUCUGUCCAAUGAAGUGCCCUGCUAACAGCGUAUAUGAGUCCAAGAUGCGUCCAUGCCAACCGACGUGUAUCAAGCCCGAACCAAUCUUCUGUGAGGAUGAGUUGAUGGAAGGCUGCAAGUGUAAUAAAGGCUUCAUCCGAGAUGGUGAUUCGUGUGUCCCCGAGCAGUCAUGUGGCUGUUGGGAUGCAGACAAAAACUAUUACACGAUUGGUGAUGAGCGCAUAAGCUCCGACUGCACGACACUUUACAAGUGUAUCAAAGUAGGAUCAGUCGCCAAGCUAGGGUCCAGUGAGCUUAAACCUUGUGGCAAGGAUGCUGUAUGCAGACCUGGAGACAAAGGGGUAUAUACUUGUGGCUGCAAGAAAAGAUACCAAGGAGAUGGAUUCAAAUGCACGAAACAAUGCACAAAUGUUGCAAAGAGAUGGACGGGGGAUAAAUGUGUCAACCGCUGCGCUCCAGAGGAGAUCUGGGAUAACACCAAGAAGAUCUGCACACCGAGGUGCACCGAGUCUCAGUUAUGGAACAUCCCGACCAAACGAUGUGUAGACAGGUGUAAACCUUCUGACAUGUUGAAGAAAGGAGACUGUGUUGCUCGUUGUACUCCACCGAAAUCAUGGGAUCUCAGAUUGAAGAGUUGUACAGAAAAAAUCUGCACCUGCAAAUAUGUCUUCUCCAAGACGACCAACUCUGACGUCGCGUGUUCCUUCUCCAUUGAGGUGAAGAACGAAUAUCGAGGCAACACAAUUGUGUCUUUCGGUAGGAUGAUGGACCUGAAGAUGGGAGGUUUCGUUGUCCGACUUCACAAGGACGGAUGGACUAGGGUCAGUGGCCUCACACAAAGAAUGCCCUUUAACUUCAAACUCAAAGGCGGACAUACUCUCAGUGCCACAAAAUCUGGAGCCAACGACUUUAAGAUAUCAGUGCCAACCUGUUCCUUCGCUUUGUCAUUCGGUGGUCAAUAUGGAGGUAUUGUGACAUCUCUUGGCCACUAG
Messenger RNA from Lineus longissimus, 1068 nucleotides. RefSeq names its product IgGFc-binding protein-like. NCBI's taxonomy places the organism in Eukaryota, Metazoa, Nemertea, Pilidiophora, Heteronemertea, Lineidae. The transcript has 9 exons. The record is from RefSeq and is a predicted model, not a curated record. Bases 85 to 1068 code for a protein of 327 amino acids.